Echinops telfairi (small Madagascar hedgehog) is the source of this 4179-nucleotide messenger RNA. RefSeq names its product patched 2 (gene PTCH2). The record is from RefSeq and is a predicted model, not a curated record. Gene Ontology annotation, cellular component: plasma membrane. The coding region runs from base 104 to 3703 and encodes 1199 amino acids. The transcript has 21 exons. Gene Ontology annotation, molecular function: hedgehog receptor activity; hedgehog family protein binding; smoothened binding. Lineage: Eukaryota; Metazoa; Chordata; Mammalia; Afrosoricida; Tenrecidae. Gene Ontology annotation, biological process: smoothened signaling pathway.
AAGAUUGGACUUGUGUCAGUGCUGUUACUCCCUGGACCGCAUCGGGAAAUCACGAAGCUGGCCAAACUUGGGCAGAGGGAGGAUGUAGGGAGCAAGGAGAAGGAUGUCAGAUGUGGUUGUAAGUGCUGUCUGCCUAAGGCUUCUCUUUCCAUUCCAGACCCCAGUUGGCAGCCUGAAGGCUCCUGUCUGGCUUCGAGCCUACUUCCAGGGCCUGCUCUUCUCUCUGGGCUGCAGGAUCCAGAGGCAUUGUGGCAAAGUGCUUUUCUUGGGACUGCUGGUCUUUGGGGCCCUGGCACUGGGGCUCCGCGUGGCCAUCAUUGAGACGGACCUGGAGCAGCUCUGGGUAGAAGUGGGCAGCCGGGUGAACCAGGAGCUGCACUACACCAAGGAGAAGCUGGGGGAAGAGGCUGCGUACACCUCCCAGAUGCUGAUUCAGACGGCGCGCCGGGACGGGGAGAACGUCCUCACGCCCGAGGCGCUCGGCCUCCACCUCCAGGCAGCCCUCAGUGCCAGCAAAGUCCAAGUCUCGCUCUACGGAAAGUCCUGGGAUUUGAACAAAAUCUGCUACAAGUCAGGAGUCCCCCUCAUUGAAAAUGGGAUGAUUGAGCGGAUGAUCGAGAAGCUGUUUCCGUGUGUUAUCCUCACUCCCCUCGACUGCUUCUGGGAGGGAGCCAAGCUCCAGGGGGGCUCUGCCUAUCUGCCGGGCCGCCCCGAUAUCCAGUGGACCAACCUGGAUCCAGAGCAGCUGCUGGAGGAGCUGGGUCCCUUUGCCUCCCUCGAGAGCUUCCGGGAGCUGCUAGACAAAGCACAGGUGGGCCAGGCCUAUGUGGGGCGGCCCUGCCUGCACCCCGAUGACCUCCACUGCCCAGCUAGUGCCCCCAACCAUCAGAGCAGACAGCCUCCCAACGUGGCUAAAGAGCUGAGCGGGGGCUGCCACGGCUUCUCCUACAAGUUCAUGCGCUGGCAGGAGGAACUGCUGCUUGGAGGCAUGACCAGAGACCCUCAAGGUCAGCUUUUGAGCGCCGAGGCCCUGCAGAGCACCUUCCUGCUGAUGAGUCCCCGACAGCUGUACGAGCACUUCCGGGGCGACUACCAGACACAUGACAUUGGCUGGAGUGAGGAGCAGGCCGGCGCCGUGCUGCAGGCCUGGCAGCGGCGCUUUGUGCAGCUGGCCCAGGAGGCCCUGGCGGAGAACGCCACCCAGCAGAUCCAUGCAUUCUCCGCCACCACCCUGGAUGACAUCCUGCGAGCCUUCUCUGAAGUCAGCACCGCCCGCCUGGUGGGAGGCUAUCUGCUCAUGCUGGCCUAUGCCUGCCUGACGAUGCUGCGGUGGGACUGUGCCCAAUCCCAGGGUACCGUGGGCCUGGCCGGGGUGCUGCUGGUGGCCCUUGCCGUGGCCUCGGGUCUGGGGCUCUGCGCGCUGCUCGGCCUCGCCUUCAAUGCCGCCACCACCCAGGUGCUGCCCUUCUUGGCGUUGGGCAUCGGUGUGGAUGACGUCUUCCUGCUAGCACAUGCCUUCACUGAGGCUCCCCCAGGCACCCCACUGCAGGAGCGCACCGGUGAGUGUCUGCAGCGCACCGGCACCAGCGUGGCGCUCACAUCCAUCAACAACAUGGUCGCCUUCUUCAUGGCCGCCCUGGUGCCUAUCCCUGCACUGCGCGCCUUCUCUCUGCAGGCAGCCAUAGUGGUUGGCUGCAACUUUGCAGCCGUGAUGCUUGUCUUCCCAGCCAUCCUCAGCCUGGACCUGCACCGGCGCCACUGCCAGCGCCUCGAUGUGCUGUGCUGCUUCCCUAGCCCCUGCUCCACCCGAGUGAUUCAGAUCCUGCCCCAGGAGCUGGGGGACAGGGCAGUUCCCAUGGGCAUCACCCACCUGACCACCACGGUACAGACCUUUACCCACCAUGAUGCCAACAGCCAGCAUGUGGUCACCAUCCUGCCUCAGGCCCACCUGGCACCCCUACCUUCAGACCCACUGGGCUCUGAGCUCUUCAGCCCAGGAGGGUCCACACGGGACCUUCUAGGCCAGGAGGAGGGGACAAGGGAGAAGACAGCCUGCAGGUCCCUAGCCUGUGCCCACUGGAACCUGGCCCAUUUUGCCCGCUAUCGGUUUGCCCCCGUGCUGCUCCAACCACACAGCAAGACCCUGGUGCUGGUGUUCUUCGGUGCUCUCCUGGGCCUGAGUCUUUACGGAGCGACCCUGGUGCAGGAUGGCCUGGCCUUGACCGACGUGGUGCCUCGGGGCACCAAGGAGCAUGCCUUCCUGAGCGCCCAGCUCAGGUACUUCUCCCUGUAUGAGGUCGCCUUGGUGACCCAGGGUGGCUUCGACUACGCCCGCUCCCAGCGCGCCCUCUUCGAUCUGCACCAGCGUUUCAGUUCCCUCAAGGCUGUGCUGCCCCUGCCCGCUACCCAGGCCCCGCGCACGUGGCUGCACUACUACCGCAACUGGCUCCAAGGAAUCCAGGCUGCCUUCGACCACGACUGGGCUUCGGGGCGCAUCACCCGCCACUCCUACCGCAAUGGCUCUGAGGACGGGGCCCUGGCCUACAAGCUGCUCAUCCAGACCGGGGACGCCCAAGAGCCACUGGACUUCAGCCAGCUGACCACCCGACAGCUGGUGGACCAGGAGGGCCUAAUUCCCCCGGAGCUCUUCUACAUGGGGCUGACCGUGUGGGUGAGCAGCGACCCCCUGGGCCUGGCAGCCUCGCAGGCCAACUUCUAUCCGCCGCCCCCCGAGUGGUUGCACGACAAGUACGACACCACCGGGGAGAACCUUCGUAUCCCGGCUGCCCAGCCUCUGGAGUUUGCCCAGUUCCCCUUCCUGCUACGUGGCCUCCAGGAGACUGCGGACUUCGUGGAAGCCAUUGAGGGGGCCCGGGCAGCGUGUGCGGAAGCAGGCAGGGCCGGGGUGCGUGCCUACCCCAGUGGCUCCCCCUUCCUCUUCUGGGAGCAGUACCUGGGCCUGCGGCACUACUUCCUGCUGGCUGUCUGCAUCCUGCUCCUCUGCACCUUCCUCGUCUGCGCCCUGCUGCUGCUCAGCCCCUGGACGGCCAGCCUCGUGGUGCUGGUCCUGACAAUGAUGACCGUGGAGCUCUUUGGCAUCAUGGGUUUCCUGGGCAUCAAGCUGAGUGCCAUACCUGUGGUGAUCCUCGUGGCCUCUGUGGGCAUCGGAGUUGAGUUCACAGUCCACGUGGCCCUGGGCUUCCUGACCACCCAGGGGAGCCGGGACCUGCGGGCGGCCCGGGCCCUGGAGCACAUGUUCGCCCCAGUGACUGAUGGGGCCGUCUCCACGUUGCUGGGUCUUCUCAUGCUUGCUGGCUCCCACUUUGACUUCAUUGUGCGGUACUUCUUCGUGGUGCUGGCUGUGCUCACGCUGCUGGGCCUCCUCCACGGACUAGUGCUGCUGCCCGUGCUGCUCUCCCUCCUGGGUCCCCCACCGGAGGUGGUACAGGUGUACAAGGAGAGCCCAGAGGUCCUGAACCCCCCCACUCCACGAGGAGGGCUCAGGUGGGGGCCACCCACCACCCUGCCCCAGGGCUUUGCCAGAGUGACUACCUCCAUGACCGUGGCCCUGCACCCACCUCCGCUGCCUGGUGCCUACACCCACCCAACUGCCGAGGAGCCUGCCUGGUCCCCUGCCGCCAACCCAGCUGCCAGCACCCCUGGCAGCCUCAGUCCCAGGGGACCCUGUGUGGCCACCAGGUGAAAGGGAGCUGACACCACUGAAGCAACAGCUCGAGUACUGAAUUCAGGGUGACCCCUAGGGGGUCCUGCUGCUACUGUGCAUCAUCGCCCCCACCUCAAUUCUCAUGCUCAGCCAUCCUGGAGCUCCUUGGUCCCCACCCACCCAGGCUGUGAGUGGACCCGCACCUCCCAGGCCCUGUGUGAGUGGAGUGUAUCUCUUUCGGGGGCGAGAACCUGCGUGUGAGUGAGCAGAUGUGCACCUUGUGUGUGAGAAGUGCCUGACCCUGGAGGGGCAGUUUGAAGCUGCAGUGCAGCCCUCCCCUCCCCCCUGCCCCUCACUGCUUGGUGACCCUCCCUACAGGAAGGCCCUUUAUCCCUGUCUACCUUCUGUCACCUAAAUUAUUUAUAUGGAGAGGUUUAUUUUUGUAGUUUGAAUAGACGUUAGCUCUGCGGAAAAUUUUAUUUUCAAGAGUAAAAUAUAUUCUCUGAACGACAUCA